This is a messenger RNA of Sinocyclocheilus grahami, 1920 nucleotides long. Its product is annotated as hepatic triacylglycerol lipase-like. The record is from RefSeq and is a predicted model, not a curated record. NCBI's taxonomy places the organism in Eukaryota, Metazoa, Chordata, Actinopteri, Cypriniformes, Cyprinidae. Gene Ontology annotation, biological process: lipid catabolic process. Bases 35 to 1513 code for a protein of 492 amino acids. Gene Ontology annotation, molecular function: lipoprotein lipase activity; apolipoprotein binding. The transcript is spliced from 9 exons.
GUGGAUCCACCGGAGAAACCCCUGAACCCUUCAGAUGAUCAUGAGAGUCCUGAGCGCUUUGCUCCUCAUCAGUGCUGUUGCAGCGCCUGUGAGAGGAGAUGCAAACUUCACAGCAGAGACUCCAGUAAAGACUGUGCUGAAGUCCAGCUUCCAUCUGUAUUACGAGGGGAGCGUGUUUGAGGAGACCUGCGCCGUGGUCCCAUUCAGGUCCGAAACCCUCCACAGAUGUGCCUACAACCGAAGUGACCCGCUGGUGCUGAUUAUACAUGGCUGGACGAUGAAUGGACUCAUGGAGCCCUGGAUCUUCAGUCUGGCUUCUGCGCUGAAGGUCCGGCUGGGGCGGGUCAACGUGCUCAUCAGCGACUGGAGGAAGCUGGCACUUCAGCCGUAUCCAAUCGCAGCCAAGAACAGCAGACAGGUGGGGAGGGACGUGGCCAGGCUGCUCAAAUGGCUGGAGGAAGUGGCGCAGCUCUCCAUGGAUGAUAUCCAUCUGAUUGGCUACAGUCUGGGAGCGCAUGUGGCCGGAUUCGCAGGAAGUCAUUUCAGAGGACUGAGGAAAGUGGGCCGCAUUACUGGUCUGGAUCCGGCCGGGCCGCACUUCGAAGGUCAGCCGGCAUUUGACAGACUGUCUCCGGACGACGCUCAGUUUGUGGACGCCAUCCACACCUUCACCGGCUCCAGCAUCAUGCCGGGAGUGGGAAUAAAGCAGAGCGUCGCUCACGUGGACUUCUACCCCAACGGAGGCUCCUUUCAGCCCGGCUGCAAGAUGCUCGACAUUUACAGCAACGUCUUCCAGUACGGCCUGCAAGGUGUUCCCAAGACCAUUAAAUGCGCCCAUGAGCGCGCCGUCAAACUCUUCACAGACUCCCUCAUCAAUGCCAGCCAGCCCAUAAUAGGCUUCCGUUGCCGUGAUGACAGCACCUUCAACAAAGGCCUGUGUCUGGACUGCAAACAGAUGCGCUGCAACAUGCUGGGCUUCGACGUGCGGCGCGAACGCGCGGGGAGGAGCGCUAAAGGCCUGUACCUCAGGACCGGCCCGCAGGCGCCCUAUAGAGUCUUUCACUACCAGAUCAAAGUCCUGCUGAAGAACCUGAUCGAGCCUGUCGAGGCCUCGCUGUCCGUCUCACUCAACGGGACCGGAGGAGAGAGCCCACAACUACCCAUAAUCCUGCAUCAGGAGAGCGGCGGUCUGAAGUCCUUCACGUCUCUACUGGUGGUAUCGUCUGAUCUGGGCCGGCUCAGCUCCGUCAGGCUGGUCUGGAAGGGUGAACUGGUCUGGUCCAGCUGGAUGAGGCGCGUCAGGAACAUCAUGAUCAAUGGCUCUGAUCAGGACGUGGAGCUCAGCGUGUGGAGGAUCCUCAUCAAAUCGGGAGAGACUCAGGAGAAGUGGUGGUUCUGCGGCGUCUCCGCUGAAGUCUCUCAUCUGAGGAUCUCGGAGCAGCAGGAGUUCAGACGCUGCCGGAUCACAAACUCGAGCGUGCACAGCAGCCCUCCAACCCAGUCUGUUUAUUAAUGCAGUUCAAGUACUCCAAAAAAAAUACAUCUCUUUGCACAAUACGUUCUGAAAUGUUACGUAAAAAUGUUCAAAGUGAACAAAAAUUUAGGUACUGUAUAAAACACAGUGAACAUUAACAGACAGCAGUAUUAAUUUUUUUUUUAAAUCUGGUCUUUCAUUCGUUUCUCAAUUUUAGUGUUCAGCCUAUUUUCUCCUACAACAUCUGGACUCAGUUAAGAAGUUUUUUCAGUGCACUUUUCCUCUAUGAAGUUUCACCAAGACUACCUAAAAAUGAAAUGAAGUCAAAAUACAGGCAAAUAUUCAGAUCUCCCUUGAUCCUGACUGCCGCAAAACCACCGAACCAGGUUUCUUCCUCACUGAUGGCAGUACGGUAAAGAAGAGUCGGUCUGGACUCCACAAACACA